Molecule: messenger RNA, 3576 nt
Organism: Cavenderia fasciculata
Lineage: Eukaryota; Evosea; Eumycetozoa; Acytosteliales; Cavenderiaceae
Exons: 4
Coding region: 1-3576 (1191 amino acids)
Cellular component (GO): guanyl-nucleotide exchange factor complex
Source: RefSeq, a predicted model, not a curated record
AUGAAUGGAUUGGACCAACAGUACUAUAUGAGAACAAGUCGGCAUGGUCCUCCCUCUUCAUUAACAAACAGUAAUAAUAGUCCAUCAGUCAUAGGUAUUAAUUACAACACCAAUAAUAAUCAUAAUAACGGAGGGGGUGGAGGAGGAGGAGGAAGUGGAUCAAGCAACUCGAUAACAGGCGGAUCAAACAACAACAACAACCAAACUCCAGCUGUAUUUGAUCGUGUUACUUCAUUCUUUAGAUCAUCUUCAUCAUCAUCAUCAUCAUCAUCAACGGAUAAUAACAAUAAUAAUAGUGGUGGUGGUGGUAGUAACAACGGUAACUACAACCUAUCAUAUGCUAGUCCUUCAUCACCAUACUCUAGUUACAAUCAAUACUCCAACAGCAACAACAACAACCAAAACUCAAGUGGUAGCAACAACAACUAUAACAACUAUAACAACAACACUAAUACUAGUCACUAUAGUAUUGGAAGUAGUGGAGGAGGAGGAACAAUGUUACAAUCUCCAAAGGGAUCUACAUCCAAUUAUACAACGAUGUCACCACAUUCAUCAAUGUCAAUUGCAGCCAACAAGAGAUAUAAUGGAGACUGUAUUGUAUUAUCAGAGUUUAGUGAACAGACUGGACCAGUUGCAUUGACAGUGAUACCCGAACAACUACCUCACUAUGAAGGCUUUGAUAUUGCAAAGUAUGUGGUCAAGAUCAUGUCUGUCGACUUUCAAAACAAAACCAAUGACUUGCGAACCUACACCAAAGACAGUCAGAUGUUCUUUACCUUUUCUGCACCCAACGAUGCACAUGAACUCUAUGCCUACGUUCACCAUUUCUCAUUGUACGAUAUCUAUGCAAGAGGUUAUGUACGUCCAUUGGUCAUCAGUUACAUUACCAAAGAUCCUCACAAAGUUAUUAAAUUCUUUGACAAAUUUGUUCAAAAGUUUACUCGUGUAAUAACUGUAUUAAAACAACCAAAUCAUUUAUUAUUUGAGAAUGAGUUUAGUCAUAGAAUAAGAGAUUUGGAGUAUACUUUACAAUACUAUCAAUCAUCAAGUAUAGAGAUUGAUGAAAAGGAAAAAGAUAGUCAUAUCUCAUUUGCACUUGACUCCAAGUCAGAGUUAAAAGGUAUCGAAUCAUUAUUUGAUGAUGAAAGAAAAAAAGAUCAACAAUUACAAAACAAUGUAUUUAAUAAUGACAAUAAUAAGGACAAAGAUAAUAAUAAUGAUCAUAGUGGUCACAGUUCAAGAUCGACUUCUGGUGGUGGUGCAGUUGGAGUAUUAAAACGUAGACAUAUGGAACAUUUAUUGGGAAAGAUAUAUUACAAUGAAACGGUUACAUUGGUUGGAGAACCAAAACUAUUGGAUCAAUUACACAAGACUACACAUCUCGAUAAAGCAUUAAGAAAUGUAUCUGAUCUAUGUCCAGAUUCAUUUGAACCAUUUAUUCAAAAGAUGAAGAAAUGUCUUGAACACUUUUCAAAAUCUGCAAUUCAAAUGGAAUUUGAUACUUUGGAUAAUAAUUUAACAAAUCCAGCAACUACAUUAUUAUCAAUUGGUCAAACUUCAAUGUUAAACUAUCAUUUUAAUCAACAACAACAAAAUGAAAAGAAACAAAACUAUCAUAAAUCACAAAUGAAAGAUAUAUUAAAAUCAAAAUACAAUAACAAGAACAACAAACAUAUUAAUAACCAACAACAUCACCAUCAUCAUAGUGUCAAUAGUAAUCACAACAACCAAAAUAAUACUAGCUCCUACUCUUCAGAUUCGGGCUCCUAUGUUUCUGUAUAUUCCAACAAUUCACUCAGUGAGCAUUUCGAUCAAUUAUCAUUUUCACCAAACAUCGAGGACAAGUCUCAAUAUACCAAUUCUUCUUCCUCUUUACCUCCACUUCCAUCACCAAAUGAUUAUAAUGCAACCAAUAAUAAUAAUAAUAAUAAUAAUAAUAAUAAUAAUAAUAAUAAUAAUAGCUCAUUAUUUAAUAAUUUCCUAAAAUCUGUAUCUGUAUUUAAUAAUAAUCAAAAUAAUCAAAAUAAUACUAAUAAUAAUAAUAAUAAUAAUAAUCCAUUGAAUAGUUCAUCAUUCCAAAUUCAUCAUCAACAACAAUUACUUCAACAAUCACAACAACAACAAUCAUCACAAUUACAAACAAGUAAUGGAAUUAGAAAGAAUGGUGAUAUUAAAUUGGAAUCAUUUUCAAACUAUUUAUGGGGAGUACCUAGACCAAGACAUGGAUAUGGUCUGUUGAAAUUGGCAGCACGAUGCAAUUGGAUUAGACACGCUGUGUAUUCACUUCUCAAGGGACGACCAUUAUUGGUGUUGGGAUCGGUAGACAAGACCGCUCACAUUGUAUCGGUGCUUGAUAGUCUGUCGAUAUUUGUAGCUGGACAAUCUCGUGUUGGCAAGGAGCUAAUCGAGUUUAAAAAGACACCUCUUGUGUUGUCGGAUCUCGCUACACUCAAACUUAUUGGUGUGACAAAGUCAUCGCCCAACUACAAGAUACCGACCAAUAUCAACUGCUAUGUGAGCAAGAUUGAUCUUGAUACGGAUGAGUUUACCGGUCCGUUGUACAGUCAGACGAUGGGAAUCAUCGACGAGAUGCUCACUGUCAAGCGUCAAUGGAACGACAAUGAGACAUUGUACAUUAGCCAUAUCCAAACCAUCCUCUAUGAGAUGUCACUCAAGUCAUUCACCUACUACCAUCUGUGCUGUGCACAUCCUCAUUCUCUAUACAAGUUAUCCCAUCCUCUCCUUAGUCCCACUUCCCCCCUCUAUGUAAACAAACAACAACCAUCAUCAUCCUCCUCCUCUCAACCACAACAAUCUCCAAAUGCUUCGUCAUACUAUUCUCCUGGACGAUCUACAUCCAACAACUCGACGACACAACCAAACGAGAGUAAAGGUAAUAAUAGUGGUACUAGUAUUCUCUCACUAUCCACAUCUAAUCUACCCAAACCCGAUGAAAUGUUUGCGUCACCAGGUAGCAGUUUCCCCACCACCUUUCUUCCAUUCAAACCAGCUGCGCUCUACAGUAGCAGCGGUAGUGCCAAAAAACGACCAGCUGCUGCCAUUCCAAAAACCACCAGGUCACUUUCAGAGUCACAUCUCACUCCACCAACCCCUAUCAAGCCAUCUUCAUCGGUUGAUGUUGAAUUGACAGUUGAUGCAAGUGCCGAACAACAAAAUGCCAACACUGCCAACCAAACCAAACAUCCAAGUGGAAAUACAACACCAAAAGGUGCAAAUCAAACUGUUCCACCUAAUUUUGGUUUAUUGGCUAGUGGUGGAGGUGGAGGUGGUAGUAGUGCCUACCGUGGAGGACACCAAUCACCAAAUCAAUCACCACAUCAAACUUUACAUGGUCAUGGUAGUCAUGGAAUGUCACGUACCAUUGUAUGUGAUCCAAAACAACUAUUUAAACGUUGGGAAGUUAAUAAUGUUGCCGAUCAGCUAAUCAUCGAAUACCUAUGUGAAGUUGUAAAAGAUCAACAAUACUAUGAUUACUAUCAAUCAAAGAAUCAUAAAAUGGCACCAAUCAUUAAAUUAGAUUUUUCAUCAACCUCAACUAUUAAAAAUAGAAGAUAG